AGCUGUAUCUUUCCAAAUGCGUAAUCUGGACCUCUACCGCCAAUGAUGUUAAUGUCUUGUACAUUUUUAUUCCUUACACCUACUCGUACAUAUAAAUAAGAGACCCCGUUAGAUUACGUGGCAAAAAAAAUUGCCCAAUUAGCAUCGUGAUUCAUCUGUAAUACAUCUCGUUUAUAAGAAUUACUUUCGCUCAAAUGGUCGCAAUCGUCGAAAUCGUGACGUAGCAAUAGAUACAACAUCUGCCAGAUGUGGAAUUAUCAUCGAUAUCGAGAAUUAAUUUUCUAUAUUAUAACUGUACAUAUAGGUACAUGAAUAUGCAGUGACGUUAGGUUGUAGAACAUACAUAAAUUUUGUUACGAAAUAUGACUUAUUGCUGUGGAGGUCUUUGAACUGAUGCUCUAUUGGCUGUUUCGUUAAUGUAUAAUGAAUAAUUAAACGUUUGUUUCUAAUUUUCCAUAUUAUUAUGUCCCCACGUUAUCUAAAAUGUAACUUUGCAUGGGCAAACAAAACAGAAACGUUGUGUACAUACUUUUUACGAGAUAAAAAAAAGUGCAACAAGUUUAGACAAACACAGGUGUUCGACAUACUUUGUAAUAACUGCGAAAAAUUUAAAUGACUGUAACAUUUUCCUUUUUCUUUGUGUGACAUUUUCUAAAUGCCUAAUUACGGUCAAUACAAUUGAUUUGUUAGAGUUUUUGACUGAAUAGUCUAGUCCAGUUUAUAGUUUAUAAGUUGAAAAUACUUAGUGGUGUGUGACCGUAAUUGACCGCAUAAAAUUGCAAAGAAAAAGUAAAAUCUUAACAUUCUAACACAUUAAAUACUCGCUAUCGUAAUCUUCAUGUGAAACCAAGGUUAUCUUCUUAAAUGUCAGAUAUAGGUCGUCGUGAUGAGUCAAAUAUGCUUUCGACUUCUUCUUUAUACCUUUGCAGUAAACGAUUUCAAUAAGUUAGUACAUAAUAAAAGUACGUGUUCAUUUUGAAAUAGUUUGAGUUACGAUUUGUGUGACAUUUAUUAAGAUAGAGGUACAUGUGAUGUUAAUUUCUUUUAAAUACAUAUUUUCGUAAAACAAACAUAGAAAAAGCUAUUAAAUGUUAUUUAAAAAACCACAAUUCGUUAGAAGAAUGGUUCUACCAACAUCUUUCCCAUUAAAUGCCACCACUGUUUCCACUAUCAACUAGUUCCUGAGCCAAUGUAACAAGGAGUUAAACUAACUGUAAUCUGAGAGAUGUCGGCGAUAUGUCAGAAUUUUGUUCAAAAUGCAUGGAAAAAGGAGUUAUGUUCCAACUGUUUUAAAUCGAAAGACGAACACGUAGAAAAAAUCAUGUUGAAACCGAUCGCGUUGAAAUCGGAAAAAGUAAUCGCGAGUAUCAUAAAAAAAGCUGCAAAAAUCAGUAAAACCAAACGUACGGUGUCUUUCACCGCGGAAGUAUCGAAAGUUAUCGGUUACGGGGGUGAAGACUGGUCUGAUAACGAUGAUGAUUUUAUGAGCAGUGAAGACACCUCGGAAGAUAACGAGUACGAAGCGGACGGGGAAGAAGAGAAAGAGUUACAGAGAAUAACAAAGGCUAAUACCGAUUUUAACACAAUUAAUGCCAACUUGUUGAACGAUUCUCCUCCUGAUACUAAAAAAAGUUUCGCCAGUUUGAAAUUAGGAACCCCUCAAGUCGAUUCAACGGGUAAGAAACAAACGCUACUUGUAUCGGUUACCCCUUUCGGGGAGGAUAAUUCCACGCCGACCAGGAAAUACACGAAAACUGUAUCACAAAUCCCAGUGGCAAAAACUACGAAAGAUACCGUCCAAGAACACAAGAAAAAUGUAAUAUUAACUUCCUACAAUAAUGAUAAGGAGGAAGUACAAAAAGAUGAGACUGAAAAAUCACUUCUGGAAGAGAUUUCGGAAACUUUGGAGAAAGGGGGCAAUCGGAUUUCAAUCAUGGAUUGUAAGCUAACAGAAAAUGUUCCCGAAACAAAAUCUCCAGAAAAUUCACCGGCUAUAACCCCUAUAAUUAUCGAUAAAAAUUUAAGUGCUACCAGUGCUGUUAUAAAAACUAACGAAAACAAUAAUGUUGAACAGUCCGGAAAACCUAUCGAAUCAAAGCCCAAGAUUAACGCCUGCGAAAGAAAAGUGUUAUUGACAAGAGCCCCCGUAAUAAAGAGGUCCACUGCCAAGCUGGAGCUCUUCACGUCGAAAAAUUUGAAACUGAGAAGCAGCAAGGAGAAUUUGACGACACCAACUGUGACAAAUAUUAUAGACUCGAAAGAUUUAUCAAAGAACGAAGAUAAUGUUGAAAACGACAGCGGCAUUGAAAAACAUUCCGACUCUGAAGAAUCGAACAAAGCGGAUUCGACAACAACUGACACUGACAAUUACGAAGACGUUUCCGCAAGUGACACAAAUAAUUCACUCACCGAGAGUUUAAAAGACGAAGAAAUGUCUAAGAAAUACACAAAAUUAAGUACGACUCGAUCUCUUGAAAACAUUAAAGAACCGGGGAGUCGGGAAUUGGCCGGAGAACCUGACGGUCAUGCCGAUCCUGACGGAAACAACGACGUCCCAGCUUUACCAUCCACACCACCCCCUUUUGAGACUCGAUCUUCGUUUCUACACGGGCCAGGAUCCGAGAAACCCAAACCUCCCGGUAAACCCGCCACUGUGCUUAUUCGAAAACCAGUGAUGGCCACCAAUCAACAUGUCGGCCAUCAAAAUAUUCUUACGACGUUUUCUGUAGAACCACCUAAAAGUCCCGUCGAGCCUCCGCUUCCCUCUGCAAACCCAAUUACAACUAAAAUAGUAGCAGAACAUCCCAAAGUUGUAUCCGAACUCCAAAAAUCGAAACUCAGCAAACAGGACUCCACGGGAUCGGAUUAUGGAAGAACGACAAACAAACGGAGGGCGCCGAUGCCUCCACCAACUGAAGAGAGCAAUAUUUAUUCGAAAAAGACGAUCGCACCGUAUCCAGACGAUUCUCAUAAAGAUCGCACAGAAAUAUAUAAUUCUUCCAUUUACAACGAGAUCGGCAACGGCGAUUGUAAUGAGCCCCAGUUAGCGAGAUAUGUUUCUCCACCGGAUGUGGGUCCAAGAAGAACAAUUUCCUUGUCAUCCGAUAACCUGACAUCGGCUAAAAUGGACGACAAAAAGAAAGAAAAGGCAAAACAACGGUUCUCAUUGAAGAAAUUCCUGCGUAUGAACUCGUCGAACAAAGAGUUCAUUACCAAAGACUUCGUGGACGCUCCGAAACAGGACAGUCAAAAGCAAAAUUCCAACAGCAAACAAAGGCUCGUUAUCGUACAUCCCUCUGAAUUAAACGGAGAGAAGAUCGAAGUAGUUGCCAAGCCCGUCAUACCUCCCGAAAUCACCGAUUAUAGCCCCCUGAACACCAUGCAAAACGGAAUCUACAAUUCUACCGCUUCCUUGCAUGCUUCCGGUCAUCCCAUUUACGAGAAUCGGUCGUUCAAACCGGCACCCCCUCCUCGUAAUUUGGAAUUGUACGGUCCCACGAGUAAACCGAGUUUACCGCACCCCCCCAAACCCCACGAUCCGUCUCCGAAACAAAAGAACGCCCGUUCUGCAUCCCCGAAAUCUCAUGAUUCCGUCUACGCGAACAUUGGGGAGGUUCGGUCGUCGAUUACUCCCCAUAAGCCGCAACGUACUGCAAGUAUGCGCGAAAGGGAAGUUGCCCUCGCUCUCGCACAAAAACAUAAGACAAACGGUCAUCUGUACGAACCCAUCAACUUGGCCAGGGUAAAUGGCGGGAGUGUUAAAGACGCAAACGAAAAUGUGUACGAUUAUAUAAACGGGGUGCGAUCCAGUUCUCCGGAGUUCGAUUCCCCUUCGAGUCCUACUAAAAAUAGCCCCGUAGCUAACACCGGAAGAUUAAGAAAAUCCCUUGGACAAGUCAAGUCUUCCAGUAAUAUAGACGUGUCUGGAGAGGGAUAUAAGUACAACGCCCACAUUCCCAGAAGCGCAUCCCUUACUUAUUGCGGAAGCGAAACAGAAUCUGAAAUUUACUCGCCCUACGGAUUGUACGGAAGCGAAGGGGAGAUAUUCGAUGACGAUAGGGAGUGGACCAUGUCUGGAAGCAGAACUCACAAGCUACGCUCAAGAAAAGGACGAAGUAUAGUACAUAAAAAUCUGGAGGACAAUUAUGGAGCUGUAGUUGUGGCAAACCACGAAGCAUUAGCGCAAGUUUUAGAAAAUAUAACCCACGUCCCAACAGUGAUGCCAGCGCUUAGAGGAUUAAAGGCAGCCUCCAGUCUUCGAUGGUCGGACUUCACCCUUAUAGAAAAUUCUACGCCACUGCUUUUAGGUCCUCGCGUCUUCUACCAAGCCUUAUGGGGUUCCCAACACGUCACCCUUGUUAUCAGCAAGGGAACGAUUCCGUCCAGUUCGUUAUCCUUGGGGAACUUCAACCUUAUUCCUAUUACUGAAUUCGUUGACCUCGUACCCGUCCAGGAUGUCCCCUCAAUCGUUGAUAAAGACAGCGAUAAUUGCCAAGCAACGAUUGCUGUACAUCCUUGGAUGCAGGUUCAUUCUAUAAAGACGUACAGUGAACUUUUGAAAUCGAAAAGCCAUUCGCCAGACGAUUCCAGAAAGGACGCCUACUUUGUUCUCCUUCAACUAGUCAACGCCUUGAAGAUGCUACAAGCUCAAGGAAUCGAGGAACUACCAGACUCCUUGACCACCUUCGUCCUUUGCAGGGAAAUGGAUAAAGAGAUGCAUCAUCGCCUUUGUAUUUUGCAAGGGUUUGGUGAAGAUUCAUCUCGAAAUCAUGACGAAAUCAACUUUGUCUCCCUUUGCAACUGUGCUGGAAAAGCUCUCCUGCAGCUUAUGCCUGAUUUUAAACUGACUUCGCUCCUAGGAUCCUUACUGAACAAUGAGAGAGCAAUUUCGUUGACCCAAGUUAAGUCUGUGCUGGAAUUUUCCCUAUGGGGACCGUCCGAUGUCGUCCUAAGCAUGAACAUCAGGGAAAGGGAGCUGGCCCUUCAAAGAUGGCUCGAUCUGCAGAGGGCAACAGUCUUACACGGUCUCGUUUGUACUAAAGUGAAAUUAACCGUUUACGAAGAGUGUCAUUUACUAUUUCUUGUUCGAAGCAACUCGAAAAUGAUUUGUGAUGCAUCCUUAUUGAUAGAAUCGGCGCAUAUGCAAAGUAGCAUUUCGAAAGUGUAAACUUUAAAUUUUUAUUAUUAUGAAUCUGAAUCUCCCUCCGUUGUAUUGCAUUUUCUUUUGAAAAUAAUCGUUAUCGAAUAAAUAAUAUUAUUUUAGUUGUUUUGCGUAUUGAAAGUAUUAACAAGAAUUUCUUAUGAUUAUUAUUAUUUUUUGUAUAUAGUGUAUCUAAAAUAGGUAAGAAGAAAUUAAAAAGUAUCUUUUGUAUCUUAUUAGCGUUAGUAUUUUUCUUUUCUAAGACAGACUCAAAUUUACAUGCAAUCUGUAGAAUUGUCCAUCCAGAAUUACAAUAAAAAGACCUUUAAGUUUGUUAUUUUUCAAUAAGAGUUAAAUUUAUGUUGUAUUACUUUGUAUAAAUCAAGAAAAAAGUGUUCAUUUGAGACGUAUUUCAUGUGUUUU
Agrilus planipennis (emerald ash borer) is the source of this 5563-nucleotide messenger RNA. RefSeq lists its product as uncharacterized. The coding region runs from base 1226 to 5167 and encodes 1313 amino acids. Lineage: Eukaryota; Metazoa; Arthropoda; Insecta; Coleoptera; Buprestidae. The record is from RefSeq and is a predicted model, not a curated record. The transcript has 6 exons.